This is a messenger RNA of Salmo salar (Atlantic salmon), 2200 nucleotides long. Its product is annotated as B-cell receptor CD22. Lineage: Eukaryota; Metazoa; Chordata; Actinopteri; Salmoniformes; Salmonidae. The record is from RefSeq and is a predicted model, not a curated record.
UUUGAAAAUGCAAAUCAUUUUGUACACUUAUAAGGAAUAGGAAGUACAUCACAUGCCGUUGUCCAACUUGAAUUGCAACACUUCAGUUUGUCAGAACUCACUAUGGGUGUGCUGUUAUCUCCUUUUCUGUGAUCGGUUUUCAAGAUUGUAAUGUUAUCAGUAGUGUGUGAGUUUUCACAUGGCUUGUCCUGAGAACAUGUUUUUUCUCAUUGUCCUCUUUAUGUCAGGUGUUUUGGCCUGUUUUUGUCAACCAGAUUUGAUCGCCACAAUGCCAGAUAGACUGGAUGUACUGACUGGCUCCUGUGUGCAAAUCCCAUGUUCAUUUGAUAUUCCUGACAAACAUAAGAAUACAUUUAACAGCACAAUACCGAUCUCUGGAGUCUGGAUUAAAGAAUCACCAAAGUUUGAUGGGCGUCCGGACAAUGUGAUAUUUAACAGUAGUAAGACGGUCAACAUAUAUCAAGGGAACAUAACUGGAAACAUGUCCCAGAAGAACUGCACCACAGUCUUCUUCAAUGUAACCACCAAUUACACUAAUAAAUACUACUUCAGGAUUGAGAGUCAACCAUUCCGUGCAACAGACAUUGAUAAGUUUGUUGAUAUAGUUGUCAGAGAUGUGCCUUCCAGUCCCAACCUAACUGUCUCCGGUGAGCUGAAGGAAGGGAACCCUGUCAGUUUGAACUGCUCUGCUGUUGCUCCCUGUCCUGAACACCCCCCUGAGCUGACAUGGACUCUCCCAACACAGUUCACAACUGAGAAACAACUGCAGGAGAAUCCAGACCAAACCAAAUCAGUUUUCUCCACGGUGACCUUCACUCUGUCAUACCUUCAUCAUGAGAAGAACAUCACUUGCACUGCAGUCUACCCAGUAGGGGCAAGCAACAAGACAGCUGAACAUAACAUGAUGCUUAACGUUUCAUUCUCUCCUAAGGACACCUCGGCCUCCAUCAGUCCAGCUGAUCCAGUAUUAGUGGGCAGCUGUGUUAAUCUGACCUGCAGCAGUACAGCCAACCCUCCUGUGACAAACUUCACCUGGUUCCAGAUCAGUGGGGGUAAAACAAGACAUGUAGAAUCUGGACAGAGUUACUCCCUCAAUGUGACUGUUGGUGAUGGAGGACUGUACUACUGUGAAGCAAGAAAUAGUCACGGCUGUGGCAAGUCAAAGGAAGUGUGGCUAACUAUUAAAGGGCAAGAAACCUCAAUGGGCUUUGGGAUUGCAGCAGGAACUCUGGGGGCCUUUUUGCUUAUCAGCCUGAUCAGUCUUUUUGUAUGGAGGAGAAACUCGAGGCUCCACGAUGGACUUGAAAUGACAGACAGUCCACAGGGACAGAACUCCCCGGUUGGGACAGUGUGUGCUGACCAGGCCACAGCUGGAGAGAAACCAGAGGAACCUGCAGAAGACCAGUCUGAAGAGAUCCACUACGGUGACAUAGACUUCUCCAAACUAAAGACCAAAGAGACCCCAGCUGCAGCCCAGGACAGGGUCCAGGGACAGGAGAGUGAGUACGCUGAAGUCAAUGUGACUGGGAGAGGGGAUCAGUAACCACCACUUAACAACCUCCAUGGUCUUUAUGCACAAGUCAAUAAAAGAGGUGCAUUUUAUGUAUUUCGCCAAUGGGUAAUAAGUGUUUUUAUGUACAGUAUCGUCAUUGUGUAUCUGUUUUCUAUUGGUACUUUUGUUACAUUUAUAAUUGUGUGCUCUUUGAUUAUCUGCAUAUUUGUAGAAUUUGCUGGGAUGAAAAGUGUUUAACUGUUACUAUAGUGGUGAUACGAUGAUGUAGGCUACUCUUUAUUUUGGACCAUUUAUUUUGAGUGAUGAGUUCACAGAGCAUCUGUUUAAUGGGUUCCAGUAUAGAGGAACUGUGGCGUUCAACUAGAUUACUGAAAUAACUUUAAGACCAUAUAAAGUCAAUGAUGACUGAGGAGAGAAGACACAGUUAGACAGACAAUGGUCUGAUGCAAGACAGGAAGUUGGUGAAGUAAGUCUACGUGACGGCAGAAUGGUGUUAAAAUCUACUAGUCACUGUUUCUCAUCAUCUAUUGUGCAGUUCCCAGAAUGACAAUAUCAUCUAUUUUCAGUUUAUAUCUAUUUUGAAGUUAUUGUGUCAGUUUUUAUGUUGAGUGUUAAAUCAAAGAAACACCUGAGGCUGAAUUUAAGGUUGUUUAUUAAUUGCACUGUAAUUAAAACAUUUACAUUCAA